AUGGACUUCGCCAAGCUCAUGUCCGCGCAGAUCGAAAAGAGCAAAUCCUCCUCGACAUCGGGCGACUCAUCCAAAAAGUACCUGAAGCGCUCCGAGGUCGAAGCCCAGCGUCAAGAGGCUUACCUUGCCGAACAGAAGAAAGCCGAACAAGAACGUCUAGAAAAGCUCGACAAGAAGCGCAAGCUCGAGGAGGAAGAACAGGAGCGCGAGCGCGAGCGCCAGGAGAAGAAGCGCCGCCUGGCCCAGCAGUCGCGAAAGCUGCGCGAGGAGGAAGAAGAGGCCGCGGAGCGCGAGCGCCGAAAGCGUCUGGGUCUGCCUGAAUUGCCGCCGAAGGGCAAAGAGAGCGAUAAGGAGGAAACACCGUUGCCCGAUGGAGAAGAAGACAUACCCGAUGACGAGCUGGUCGAGAAGCUGCGUGCGCUGGAAGAACCCGCACGACUGUUUGGAGAGACACACAGGCAGCGCUUGAAGCGCUACAAGCGGGUCAGCGGCCAGUCCGCAGCCGCUAAGCUUUACGAUGGUCCUAUUCCGACUGCCUUGGAGCCCGUACCUGGAGGAGAUAUGCUGGUGCCGGGCGCACUGCCAAAGGAUGAUGCGGGCAAGAAAUUCCUUGCGCGACAGCUUGGAUCGUACUUCAACAUGGUGUUGCGGGAGUGGGAAGUUGCGCUGGCUCAGCGUGAAGACGAAGUCAAGACCAGUUUCCAGGGAAAGCAGGCAUACAACGCCAUGGUCCAGGCUAAGGAGAAUCUGCGGCCACUGUUCAGAAAGCUUGAGAAGGAUGAAGUUGAAGACAGUGUGCUGGAGGCAGUCGUUGAGAUUGUCAAGGCAGCACAAGAGAGACGUUAUGUGGACGCCAACGAUGGUUAUCUCCGUCUCAGUAUCGGCAAAGCUGCUUGGCCCAUUGGUGUUACCAUGGUUGGUAUCCACGAGCGUUCAGCACGAGAGAAGCUACACGAGAGCGACAAGGCAACGGCGCAUAUUAUGAGUGACGAAACGACAAGAAAAUACCUGCAGAGCAUCAAGCGAUGCUUGAGCUUUGCGCAGACAAGGUGGCCACCGCAUGACCAGCUGCAGCUUAUGGGCUGA
This is a messenger RNA of Lasiodiplodia theobromae, 1086 nucleotides long. RefSeq names its product mRNA splicing factor. Gene Ontology annotation, cellular component: U2-type post-spliceosomal complex; U5 snRNP; U4/U6 x U5 tri-snRNP complex. The record is from RefSeq and is a predicted model, not a curated record. NCBI's taxonomy places the organism in Eukaryota, Fungi, Ascomycota, Dothideomycetes, Botryosphaeriales, Botryosphaeriaceae. Bases 1 to 1086 code for a protein of 361 amino acids. The transcript has 2 exons. Gene Ontology annotation, biological process: generation of catalytic spliceosome for second transesterification step; RNA splicing.